Hypomesus transpacificus is the source of this 1956-nucleotide messenger RNA. Its product is annotated as glucocorticoid modulatory element-binding protein 1-like. Bases 217 to 1902 code for a protein of 561 amino acids. Gene Ontology annotation, biological process: positive regulation of transcription by RNA polymerase II. The record is from RefSeq and is a predicted model, not a curated record. Gene Ontology annotation, cellular component: nucleus. The transcript has 10 exons. Lineage: Eukaryota; Metazoa; Chordata; Actinopteri; Osmeriformes; Osmeridae. Gene Ontology annotation, molecular function: DNA-binding transcription activator activity, RNA polymerase II-specific; RNA polymerase II cis-regulatory region sequence-specific DNA binding.
UAGACCAUUGCAAUGUGCUUGAGGCCGAGCAUUUUUCUAUAUCUGUUGUAGAAUGUACUGCACUGGCAGUCAAACAAGCCGUGCGCUCUCACAUAAGAGCAGUUUGACCGAUUUACACAUCGCGUGCGAACAAACCGCUUCUCGUGACAGCGGGACAGAUGCUUCUCAGGCAAAUGCUGCCUUCAUUGCAGGAAGUGUAAGGAAGCAGUACGGCGCAUGCUCUGGAAGCUCUCCACAAGCGAAGGAUGCGUUAUUCUCUCCAGUAAAACCGGAGCAGUGAUGGCGGGUACUGAGGUCACGGUGACCCCGGGGGGUGUGGUGAGGGUGAAGGAAGAGGAGGAGGAGGAGGGGGUGGCCAGUGACAGUCACCGGAGGAGGGUCAUCCUGCACCUGCAACCCAUCCUACAGGGGGCAAAAGAAGACAAUGCUGAAACACGCACUACUGUUUUGGCGAUAGAGACUCACCAUGAGGAGAGUGGCACCGAUGGGGAGGAGGUGGAGUACGGAUAUCCCAUCACCUGCGGAGACAGCAGGGGCGUCCUCCUGUUCAAGAAGUUUGUUUGCCCCGGGAUCAACGUCAGAUGUGUGAAGUUCAACGACCAGCUGAUCAGCCCCAAGCAGUUUGUUCACCUGGCAGGGAAAGCCACGCUGAAGGACUGGAAGCGAGCCAUCCGUCUCGGAGGGGUGAUGCUCAGGAAAAUGAUGGACUCCGGCCAGAUAGAUUUCUACCAGCAUGAGAUCGUUUGCACCAACACCUGUCGCAGCACCAAGUUCGACCUGCUGGUCAACAACACACGAAUCCCCCCUGGGUCAGCCCUGCAGAUCGCCCCUACCCCCUCGCCUCUGCCCGGAGAUCGACAGGCCUUGGAGGUAGAGGAGAGCCUGGAGGAAAAGCCAUGUACUAUUGUAAACUGGAGCUCUGGACGAGGCCCGCCCAACAACACAACAAAAGCCAACGGCCAUUUCAAGAGAAGGCGAGUCGAAUUCCCUGACGAGACCCUGGGGUUCUGGAGGGGCGUGUCAGAUAUAGGCCUGAUGGGGGAUGUUCUGUCCAGCAUUCGCACAGAGCUGUUGUCCACGCUCAGAGGAGUGGAGGUCCGCAGCGACGAGGCCAGUCUGCUGGAGGCCGAUGGCCAGGUUCUGAACUCUCUGUGUGAGAUGUUUGGUCUGCUGGACACAGUUAGGAAAGCUCUUGAUCAGAGGCGUAGCCAGACAGAUGAGAAUCAGCAGCUGGCUCACAGCCCACUAUACGGGCUGGAAGACAGGUUUGAGGACCAGAGAAGACAGGGUCAGGAUGGACUUCAUCCACCCCAUGCAGGUUGCUCCUUCAGGCCUGCAUCCUCCAAGCGCCCACGUCUACACCGGACCUCGUCAUCCACCACCCAGACAAGGAUCCAGACCGUCCUAUCCCCCAUCACCACUUCCCCGACGGGCCAGAUUGUCUCCGUCGCUGGCCUACCGGUAGCCACCCUUGCCCAGCUCCCCACUGGCUCUCAGCACUUUACCCACCACGCCAUCUCCCUAGCCAGCCAGCAGGGCAGGGAGGGAACCUUCCAUGCAGGCCUCAAAGGGACUCUGUUCAGCCCAGCCACAGAGUCAGGCGUGGGGGUCCUCAGUCAGCCGGAGAGUCAGGAGAAGGAGCAGCACAGGGGGACGAAUAAGGACAGGUCCUGGAUAAAGGCUGAGAGCAUCCGGGGAACUGUCGUGGCGCGGAAGAAGGACUCUCACCUCAGGAGAGAAGAACAGAGGGGGGCCGAGGACAGUGUGGCCGAGGACAGUGGGGCCGAGGACAGAGGGGCCGAGGACAGAGGGGCCGAGGACAAGAUGUUGAGAGAAAAGUCGUGUGAUGUGGAGGUUGUGCUCGUUGAGGAAGAGCCAACGAAAGAACGUGACGUCAAGUGAGAGGACUGAAUCACUGAGAUAUGUGGGAGAGGGGUGGAGAGAGGGAGAGGGGUG